CGCGCCAAUUGCCAUGACGCCGUCAUCCUCAAAGCACAAGCGACAGUCGUCAUCAAUCCAUCGCUCAUCUCUGGCCGCUCAAAAGACCGAAGUCAAGAUCCAUGUUUACGACCUGUUACCAAAACCANNGCCCGGUCGUCUCUCCAACCUUCUCUGGCACAUCGGCGGCUCUCUCCUACAUUCCGGCGUCGUCAUCAACGAACGAGAAUACGCAUACGGCGGCCACGAUCGCAAAGGUGUCAGCGGAGUAUACUGGACGAAACCAAAACUCGAACCCCCAGGCGGCACGUUUCGUUGCGAGAUAAUCCACGGCUUUUCUGUCCUGUCCCAAGAAGAAAUCACCGAUAUCAUCAAUGACACUUCAAGGAUAUUCCAGGGUACUCGGUACAAUCUGCUCAGCAACAAUUGCAAUCACUUCUCUUCGUAUCUAUGCGAGAGAUUGACCGGUAGACCAGGACCUGCGUGGCUGAACCGAGCUGCUAGCGUUGGUCUUGCCCUGCCCUGCGUGGUCCCUAAAGAAUGGAUCACACCACCCGAUCACGAAACCGCAGACGGAGAAUUGGUUGACGAGGAAGAGGAAGACCAUGACGACGAUGAGAGAGCAGCCAUGUUGCCGCGAGAUAAACGAAGGAAACGCGACCGAAUUAGCAAUCAGCGCAUUACUUCCAGAAACAAGACACCUCCACCACGACUUGUGUCUGUCAAAGACACCAGUGGCAGGNNGGAGAUGCCUGUCAGCGAGAGGGCACCGAUGCCUAAGAGA
Messenger RNA from Aureobasidium musti, 763 nucleotides. The record is from the annotation of a GenBank genome assembly. Lineage: Eukaryota; Fungi; Ascomycota; Dothideomycetes; Dothideales; Saccotheciaceae.